UAUGAGGACAGUAGUGUACGAUAAUCGUGGGAGAUCUCGUUUUAUCGAAGGGAACGGAUGAUUUUGGGGUGCUCAGUGGUUCUGCGGCCUGUGCUCUUGGAGACUUUUGACUUGGAGAAAGGCAAAGUGGGGCAGAAGAGACCGUUUCGCUGAAAAGGUGGCGUGGGUGUUGUCUCCGACAGACAGUCUCUGCUCCAUCUCUAGGGUUGGUAAGGUUGGGCGCCGCGAACCUCCGUCAGUGUGCAGUGCGCUCAGCUUAGUAGCGGAUCUUUGCUGCCCCUUCAUCCGUGGUGUGCGUGUGUGUGUGAGUGUAGUCGUAGUAGUGUUUGUGUGCUAGGGGUUGUGGCGCCGCCACUGUGGUGUGUGGUGGAGGUCGGCAGGAGGACCUUUUAGCGUGGUCGGUGAGGAAGGGCCGCCCGACACACCGCCACGAUGGGAUGUGCCAUGUCUGCCGAAGAGCGGGCCGCCCAGGCCCGUAGCAAACAAAUCGAGAAGAACCUCAAGGAGGAUGGCCUGCAGGCUGCCAAGGAUAUCAAACUCCUACUGCUGGGCGCGGGCGAGUCUGGGAAGAGCACAAUCGUUAAACAAAUGAAAAUUAUCCACGAAUCCGGUUUUACGAGCGAGGACUUCAAGCAGUAUCGACCGGUCGUGUAUUCCAACACUAUACAGUCUUUAGUAGCCAUUCUUAGGGCUAUGCCUAAUCUCGGCAUAUCUUUUGGUAACAACGAGAGGGAGCCUGACGCGAAGAUGGUGUUCGACGUCAUCUCUCGAAUGGAGGACACAGAGCCCUUCUCUGAGGAACUCCUGUCAGCCAUGAAGAGACUCUGGGCUGAUACAGGUGUGCAGGAGUGCUUCGGCAGGUCCAACGAGUACCAGCUCAACGAUUCAGCCAAGUACUUCCUCGACGAUUUAGACCGCUUGGGUGCUAAGGAAUACCAACCAACUGAACAAGAUAUCUUACGAACCCGUGUCAAGACAACUGGUAUCGUCGAAGUCCACUUCUCUUUCAAGAAUCUCAACUUCAAGUUGUUUGAUGUGGGAGGUCAGCGAUCAGAACGUAAGAAGUGGAUUCACUGUUUUGAAGAUGUCACAGCUAUCAUCUUCUGUGUUGCAAUGUCAGAGUAUGAUCAGGUUCUACACGAAGAUGAAACUACAAACCGUAUGCAAGAGUCUCUGAAGUUGUUUGACUCCAUCUGUAACAACAAGUGGUUUGGAGACACAUCUAUAAUUCUUUUCUUGAACAAAAAGGAUUUGUUUGAGGAGAAAAUUAAAAGGUCACCCUUGACUAUAUGUUUCUCUGAGUAUACAGGGUCUAUGGAGUACAACGAGGCUUCAGCAUACAUCCAAGCCCAAUUUGAAGCAAAGAAUAAGUCUACAAAUAAGGAAAUCUACUGCCAUAUGACUUGUGCCACUGAUACCACCAACAUUCAGUUUGUGUUUGAUGCUGUAACAGAUGUCAUCAUUGCCACUAAUCUCCGAGGAUGUGGUCUAUAUUGAUGUGUUUCAGAAUUGAAACACUUGGGCUUUAAUACUAGUAGUUACUUGUUAACAUGUUUCAUAACUUGGUCAGUCCUCACAAGCCCAAGUUUAGGAGGAUAAAGACCAAAAGUUUUUGUAACUGUUAUAAAUGAGAUUAUAGGUGAAACUGGGGUAAGGUAAUGGUUUUGUUCAUCAUUAACAUCCAGCCUCAAUCCCUGGGAGAGAAAAGUGAUAAAGAAUUCUUGCAUUUUCAGCAUAUGUGUAUGUAAUGCUAGGAAAACACGUUUUGGUCUUUCAAAGACUAUUGGCAUGUUUAUUAACUUAGUGACUUACAACAGCAGUUAUGAAUUGUGUGUUCAACUUCCUUUCUAUUUACAAUUAAAUUACUGUUUGUUGUCAUUCUUUUCCAUUUACUUAAAGUACUGGAAUUGUGCAAAAAAAACAAAAUAUGCUGAAAAUGCAAAGAUAUUAAAAGAACUUACAUUGAUUUAUAUAAUUUUUUUUUAAAGCAUUUCUAAGUCGUAUGCAAACCAGUUAUAAUUCCAUAUUUAUAAAUCAGAAAAUGACAGAUACUUUUAAGUCUCACUAACUAUUACUCAAGUGAUGUACUGAUAAACACUCAAUUAAAAUAUUUUGGCAAAAGCAGUUAUCAUUGUUUUAGUCAUAUUGCUUCUCUGUGAUAGAAUGUGACUACAGUUUUUGUGAUUAGAGAAAAUAUAAUACAUAUAUAGUUGUAUUAAAAACUAAUGAAGGCCAUUCAAUUGGAUUUAUAAGUACAUAUACACGAAAUGUCUGUACUGAAAUAUAUAUUUGUGACAUCCACAGGUAAUAUAAUGAAAAGAAAAAAUAAGAAUGUAGUUUUAUAGCUGUUGAUACUCAGAUAUGAAAAUAACCAUAUUGAAUUAUACAUAAUGAAAAAGUACUGUACUUGAGAAUCCAUGAAAAUUCUCUAUCCAGCUGCAUGUGCUACAAAUACAUGCUUUGAUAUACUCUUUUUACGUUUGAAACUUAAUUUAAACUUGAACUAUUAAUACAGAUUAACUAAAAUUAUAUACGUAACAAUCAAGACCAGUAGCCAAAAAUUUUUUGAUAAAUGAGAAACGUAUGUGAAUUGCAGUAGUACUUUCCAUGUUUUGUGGAGAGUCCUCAACUUUGCACUUUUUAAAUUCUCUUCAUUGCUUCAUAUUGCUAACAGCCACUUUGAUGCUUAUGCCCUAUUUUAAGUCAUAGUGCCCUACUUAUUAUAGUCAGGCGGUAACCAGGAUUGAUGCCAAUUCAAAGGUAAUUCUGAUUUCACAGAAAAUGUUUCUUUCAUGAGUAUACUGUACACAUGGACAGCUAAUGCACAGGACAGUGUUUAGAGUGAUAUCUGACUGCUAGUACUGUUAAUUAACAAUAUUAUUUAUGGAUAUCAGUAACCUAUGUACAAUAUAGAAAACUGGUAACCUACCUAUAGUAGACAUUUAAUAAUUAUUCUAGUCACAUCCAAAACUGGGACCAGUAAAUGUGUAUUGUAAAUACCGAAGUCCAUAUUUUCAUCCUAAGUGAUGUGAUGUUGAUGCUCCGAAAACAAUAUGGUAUACUACCAUAGUAUGACAUAUAAACGAGAAGCUUAAUUUAAAAAAUUUCUAUUGCCUGCAAAAUUUAUUCUUUUGAUUUAACUUGAAACAAUAUCAGUGUAAAAUACAUACGUAAUAUACAAUUACCAAUGCUUAUCCAGAGUAUGUAUAUUAUAGUACUUAACUCUCAAAAUACUUAAUCAGUAAAUUUAGAAUGCUUAAAAAUACAACUUUCCUGAGGUUAUUAAUCAAUACAGUAUUUCAGAAAAAUCAGUAACAAAGUACGUAUUUACUUCUUGAGUUAAUGCAUCUAGAUUUUGGAAACAAAAUUAAAAAAACUUGCAAUCUUUCAUACAGUACACCUACUGCAAAGGUUUAGACUAGCAUAAAAAAAUACACUUUGUUUCAUUCAUGCUGAGGUAAUACGUGUACGCAGUUAACAUCUUUUAGCAAUUGUGUGCUUAUACUGUAUAAGCUUUUUCAAACUGUCCCUGAGCACAACUAAGGAAAAAAAAGGAUGAAGAAAAUAUUUUAUGAUGGGAAAUUUUGUGCUUCCUUACUAAGAAUAGUAAACAAAUCCUUGGUAACAAAUCAAAAUUACAUUAAUUUUACUGGUAUUUGUUACAGAUUCAUAUCUAAAAGUAGCAGUAAAAAAAGUAGUGAAAAUUUAGUUACCAUAUAAUCACUUUUAACUAGUUUAGGUUGUGUAAUCCUUAAUUAAACUUGAAGAUUUGUCCCUAUUUAAUAUAUUUAGUACCCGUUAUUUUUAGAUAACAAGACAGGAAUAUAAAAUUUCCUAAGCUAUGAAACUUUAUUAUCAAGAAAUAUCAUAAUGUACAAAUAUAUUGUACCAAAUACCCUUCAUACAAUAUCUUACACAUCUAUAUUAUAAAAUAAUCUGUUCAGUCCCAUCACAUAUAUAAUGUACUGUAUUUAGAAAGCAAAAACUGUAGCUUGAUCUUAAGAGAAUUCAAGUACUGUACGAAUAAUUUGUGCUACCUUAACAUUCCAUGCUCUUGAACGGUACCCGAUUUAGAAUGACUUUGGUACUAGAAGGAACUGAAAAGGAUUUCCAAAAUGCAAAGUCAUCAGUACAGAAUCUGCUUCAUUUUUGUGCAGUGUGCAUAGUAAUGACUUUGCUCAGUUAUGAUGAAAUCUUACAAGGCUGGAUAUGCAAAUUAUGCACCACAAACCUUAUGUUUGGCUCCUAUAGUUACAAUUUAGAGGUAAUUUCUAAUCUAAACUCAUUGUCUGUAUAAGUAGCAUGCCAAAAUACUUAAUUAUUCAAAGAAGUAUAACCGGAGAGUGAUUGACAAGCAAAGUUGGAAAAUCCCUUACUAUCAUUUACAUAGUCAUGGUAGAGAAGGUUCCAUCAUUUUUGUGUAGAUUUAGGCUUGAAAAGUCCUCAUAUUUAAUAUUAAUGUUAAAUAACCCAUCCUCUCAUUGUGCUGUAAGUUACCGCUCAGUUUUGUACAGUGUUCUGCUCAGGUAGGCUGUUAUGCACUCAAGCUAUGUAAAGCUCCACACGCAACUAAUUGUUUGAGCAAUUGGAGUAAAAACUUGUAAAGGUAUCUGUAAGUUCCCUGGGAUGUUGACAUCCUGAUGGUGAGCAUCACAAUAAAUCAUUUGUGUUGGCAAAACUCUGUAUUAGACUGGACAUGGGUGAAAUGAAUGUCUUUUAUUUCAUAAAAA
Messenger RNA from Macrobrachium nipponense, 4730 nucleotides. It is a transcript of the gene Galphao, whose product is annotated as guanine nucleotide-binding protein G(o) subunit alpha. Gene Ontology annotation, molecular function: G protein-coupled receptor binding; GTP binding; GTPase activity. The transcript is spliced from 8 exons. Gene Ontology annotation, cellular component: heterotrimeric G-protein complex. Gene Ontology annotation, biological process: adenylate cyclase-modulating G protein-coupled receptor signaling pathway. The record is from RefSeq and is a predicted model, not a curated record. Bases 433 to 1497 code for a protein of 354 amino acids. Lineage: Eukaryota; Metazoa; Arthropoda; Malacostraca; Decapoda; Palaemonidae.